Sebastes umbrosus (honeycomb rockfish) is the source of this 1652-nucleotide messenger RNA. It is a transcript of the gene c1h6orf89, whose product is annotated as chromosome 1 C6orf89 homolog. Gene Ontology annotation, cellular component: nucleolus; Golgi membrane. The record is from RefSeq and is a predicted model, not a curated record. Lineage: Eukaryota; Metazoa; Chordata; Actinopteri; Perciformes; Sebastidae. The transcript has 8 exons. Bases 264 to 1262 code for a protein of 332 amino acids.
CAAAAGCAGUAGAAGAAGAAGAAGAAGCUCGCAUCUGCAUCCGGUGUGUGUGUGUGUUUGUGGUAGUUAGCCAUGUAGCCAUGACUCUAAACUAACUACAUACUUUAGUAAGAAGAAUACACUUAUUAUCCUACGUAACGUGAGAAAGCAGAGACCCCAACUACUGCGGUGGAUGUCCCUUUAAGGUGACACCAUGCUCCUGGAGCCCGCAGCAGCUGAAGACCGACGCGUUUGACCGAGAAGCCGCCGUCACUGCGGCCGCCAUGGGAACAACGAUGAGCGAGCCCUGUAUCUACGACAAACUGUCCGAGAGCAUCGACAUCCUCCGCCAGUCGGGCUACCGCUACGGCAUGUCGGAGAGGGAGAUCGAGAGGUUCAUCAAGCAGGUCCUGGAGACCAACGAGCCCAGAAGAGAGCCUCCCCAAUUCCCCAUCCUCAGAGCCACCAUAAAGUUUGUGGUGGCAGUGGGCUUCCUGCUGGUGGUGGUGCUGGCCUUCACAUACCCUCAGAGCGCCCCCCAGCUGGGUCUGGUCAACCUAGGCUGUUACAACUGGUCGUCCCCCCUCAGCCACGUCCGCCUGCUGUCCCUGCCCAUCGCCAAGAAGUACAACCUGCAAGGUUUCCAUGAAUGGUGGAGUGCCGGCUCUCUCAGGCAGAAUCUGGUCAACUGUUCGGGCUGUGCAGAGAUCUCCUCGGUGCUGGAAGUCCCAGAGAGUCUCAGAGGGACGGUGGCUCUGCGACGGGGGCCACAGCUCGUCCUGCUGAAGGGUGGGGAGUCCCUCAGUGUCCAGCGGCAGCAGCUUGAGGAGCUCUACUUGGCCCAUUCAGGCUCUAUGUCCAUUCUACUGGAGGAGGACGACGGUCUGCAGAACCACAACCUCGGCCUCCCCCAAGGACCCGCCAACUUCACUCUGCUCUGGAGGUUCAGCUCUGGAACCAGAGAGAAAGUGUUGAGGUGGCUCUUCCCGAAGGCUGAGCUCUGCCCCCUGCUGGACAGCGCUGGGACCAUCGUGCAACGCUGCCUGGUCACCCACAGCACAAACUCCCAGAGCAAGGGUGUCGGGGUGUUUGGCUGGCUGGUGGUCGGCGAGGGGCUACCGACGGUCCGAGUUCUGCCUGUUCAGCGCUGUCAGAAACACUGCAGCUCCUUCAACCUGUGGCUGACACCUGGAGACAUGGUGUACGCUGACCCUCGGUACUGGCAGAUGGAGCUGUUCCCCGGCCGAGGCCAGAACAUCAUCUGUGACGGGUCGGCUUUCUAACCUUCAGGUGAAGGGAAGUGAAGAAGGACACAGUUCAGGACGACGGCUGUGAAUGUCAAAUUUUCUGAGCUCGCCAGCCUUUCCGUGGCCCCGCCACACUGAUGCCUUAUAACCCUCCGGUCUUUUUUUCUAACACCCCCGUCCAUCUGAUAAGCGUCCUCAGAGAAACUGGAAACCACUGCACAGAUGAUGACUUCAGUUUGGAAAAAAGAGACUCUCCUGCAGGUUUCAAGGGUCGAGGAAUGAGAAAUGACUUUUUUGGCUUUGUCCUCCUCGUGUAAAACAGCAGAGCCUUUAAGCAGCUCUCAGAUGUUCUGGAUGUGCUGUGCUCGUGCCAUAGCUUCAAGCAGAUCUUCUAGCAAUUAAAAACACAAAAAACAAUUCAUCAAA